Penicillium odoratum is the source of this 828-nucleotide messenger RNA. RefSeq lists its product as uncharacterized. Bases 1 to 828 code for a protein of 275 amino acids. NCBI's taxonomy places the organism in Eukaryota, Fungi, Ascomycota, Eurotiomycetes, Eurotiales, Aspergillaceae. The transcript is spliced from 4 exons. The record is from RefSeq and is a predicted model, not a curated record.
AUGAGUGUGCGGCCAAGUCUUGCCAAGGCUUACGACAAUGACCUGAAUAUCCCCAAAGCGAAAUAUUUUACGGAAUCCAGCUUCCAUUAUCACUAUGAUGGCAGAUUUGCAAACCAAACUUUACCGGAAGAGAAAGUCACCCCUUACUUGUCGAGCUUGAUCCAGACCUAUCUACAAACAAUGAACUCCAUUGGCGCUGAGACAUGGAUCAUGCAUGGAACCCUCCUUGCAUGGUGGUGGAACCAGAAGCUUUUCCCCUGGGACAACGAUCUAGACGUUCAGAUUUCGGAACCGACAAUACACUUCCUUGCCGAUUAUUAUAAUUUCACCGAUCACCAUUUCGACAUUCCCGGCGUCGAAGGUGGCCGCACAUACCUUUUGGAGAUCAAUCCCAACUACGUUGUCAAAAGCAUCAGGGAUAGAUUGAACGUGAUCGACGGGCGAUGGAUCGACAAGGAGUCCGGACUUUUCAUCGACAUUACAGCCGUUCGCCCAGAUGACGAUAAGCGAAAGCGUGGCUACCCCGAGGCGCUUAUGUGCAAGGAUCGACACCACUACGAUGAAAGUGAUAUCUUCCCACUCCGAGAGAGCUAUUUCGAGGAUGUCGCCGUCAAAAUUCCCUACGCAUAUACCAGAUUACUUGCCGAAGAAUAUGGCGCCGCAUCGAUGACCAAAACCGAUUUUCAAGGACACCAUUUCAGCGACACGAGCAAGUUGUGGGAGAAGGCGUCUCGAAAAGUGAAGCGCUUCCUUCGACGAGGCUGGCGCGGUGAUGAUCUACCCAAGCGGUCUGGUACUGAACCUCUUAUCCGUAUGGAUGCUGUUUGA